This is a messenger RNA of Leptopilina boulardi, 679 nucleotides long. Its product is annotated as probable salivary secreted peptide. The transcript has a single exon. Lineage: Eukaryota; Metazoa; Arthropoda; Insecta; Hymenoptera; Figitidae. The coding region runs from base 131 to 532 and encodes 133 amino acids. The record is from RefSeq and is a predicted model, not a curated record.
UCAACUUAGUCAAGUGUUAAUUACGCUAACAGAAACAGUGAAAGAAUUUUUUAUUAUAAAUUAUUUUUUUCAACAAAAUAAAAAAAAUUUUGUUACAAAACAUAAAAAAGGAAACCAAAAAAGUGCAAAUAUGGAAUUGAAAAGAAAUAUUUUCUUUAUUUUAACAUUUAUUGUUGCAUUAUCAUUGAGUUCAUAUGCAAUUCCAAAGGAGCAUAAUAAUCGAUAUGCAAGAGCAGUAAAUAAAUCCCAUCAUUUAAUUGUUGGAGCACGUUUACCAGGCGAUAGAUUACUUUUAAAGCAAAAUGUUGUGAAAAAUUCCAGUUGGAUGAAAGUUGUAAUUGUGGAAAAAACAUUUAAUGUCACACGUUAUGAAAGAAUAACACAAGUUGCUGCAUAUGAUCAAAAAACAAAUGGAAAUGGUGCCUAUGCCUCACUUCUUAAUGGUGGUCCUGGAAAUCAAAUGGUUAGAUUGAAAUUUAAAUCACAACGAGGACAUGGAAUUAAUUUUAUUGUUGAACUUUAUGGACGUUAAUUUUUUCUGCAUUAAAAAAAAAAUAGAAAAGCAGUUUUUUUUUUUUGUAUAAAACUAAAAUUAUUUGUAAAUAUUUUCUGUUAAUGAAAUUAUUAUAAAUAAAUUAUUAUUUAUUUGUUAAUAAAGACAGUAGAAAUUUAUUAAAAA